GUGUUCACGUUUGAGCGGUGGAACAAGCACCGCAACAGCAUGCGGUAUGCCAAGCAUCUGGCCCACAUGUUCACAUCCCGCGUCUUCCGCCAGCUGCUGGGCCCCGUGCUGGCGGUGAUGACCAUCGCGCUGGCGGUGGGCGUGUACGAGACGCUGGUCGGCGCGGGCGCGCUGCCGGGGCACUGGCCGCACGUGACGCUGGCGCUGGGCCAGGGCUUCAACCUCACCGCCUUUGCCCUCUCCCUGCUGCUCGUCUUCCGCACCAACUCCUCCUACGACCGCUGGUGGGAGGCGCGCAAGCUGUGGGGGGGCGUGGUCAACCGCUGCCGAGACAUUGUGCGGCAGGUGGGGCCGCAGGGCCUGGUGUUCUUCCGCGACGAGGAUGCCCACCUGAAGGAGCUGCUGGCCCGCUGGACCAUGGCCUUCCCGCGGGUGCUCAUGUGCCACCUGCGGGAGGACAUGGACGUGGGCAAGGAGGUGGCGCACAUCUUGACGGCGCACGAGGUGGCGGUGAUGUGCGCCGCGGCGCACCGCCCCAACUUUGUGCUCCAGGUGAUGGCGGAGACGGUGCGCGCUGCGCGCCCCAACGAGCUGUGCCGCAUGCGCAUGGACGACAACCUGACCUUCUUCGAGGACGCCAUGGGCUCCUGCGAGCGCAUCCUGCGCACCCCCAUCCCCCUCUCCUACACCCGCCACACCUCGCGCUUCCUCCUGGUGUGGCUCAUCCUGCUGCCCUUCACGCUGUGGGCCGCCUACUCCUGGUUCUCCAUCCUGCUCUCCGGCAUCUUUGCCUUCCUCAUGUUUGGCAUCGACGAGAUCGGGGUGCAGAUCGAGGAGCCGUUUGGGUGGGUGGCGGCUACUUAUACAGCCUGGCAUUUGGCGUGCGAGAAGCCAGGGUGUUGCUGCUGGGUGGUUCUGUGUGGUGGUGUCCGUGCCAGCGCUGCUCAUCAGCGCUGA
This is a messenger RNA of Chlorella variabilis, 957 nucleotides long. RefSeq lists its product as hypothetical. The transcript is spliced from 6 exons. Gene Ontology annotation, molecular function: chloride channel activity. Lineage: Eukaryota; Viridiplantae; Chlorophyta; Trebouxiophyceae; Chlorellales; Chlorellaceae. The annotation marks the transcript as partial. The record is from RefSeq and is a predicted model, not a curated record.